Cuscuta epithymum is the source of this 2487-nucleotide messenger RNA. The record is from the annotation of a GenBank genome assembly. Lineage: Eukaryota; Viridiplantae; Streptophyta; Magnoliopsida; Solanales; Convolvulaceae.
CUUCCGCCCAUUCGCACCGGAAAAGACGAUGAGCGCGGCGGAACUGCCGAACAGGGAAGCAUGCGUGCUGAGAGGACACGAAGGGGCGGUUUUGGCCGCCAGGUUCAAUAGCAAUGGCGAUUAUUGCUUGAGCUGCGGGAGGGAUCGAACCAUCCGACUAUGGAAUCCGCAUCGUGGAAUUCACAUCAAGACCUACAAAUCUCACGGCCGUGAAGUCCGAGACGUCCACGUUUCUCCGGAUAAUUCCAAGCUAUGUUCUUGUGGUGGAGAUAGACAAAUCUUUUACUGGGAUGUCGCAUCUGGUCGUGUAAUUAGAAAAUUUAGGGGCCAUGACAGUGAGGUGAACGCUGUGAAGUUUAAUGAGUAUGCUUCUGUGGUUGUAUCUGCUGGAUAUGAUAAAUCCUUGCGCGUUUGGGACUGCAAAUCUCACAGCACUGAACCGAUUCAGAUCAUUGGCACAUUUUUAGACAGUGUCAUGUCAGUUUGUUUGACAAAAACUGAAAUAAUUGCUGGAAGCGUUGAUGGCACUGUUAGAACAUUUGACAUUCGAAUGGGUAGGGAAUUAUCUGAUAACUUGGGGCAACCAGUGAACUGUAUCUCUGUGUCUAACGAUGGGAAUUGUAUAUUAGCUAGCUGUCUUGACUCAACCCUUCGACUUGUGGAUAGGUCUACUGGUGAACUGUUGCAAGAAUACAAGGGACAUACUUGCAAGACUUCAAAAACUGAUUGCUGUCUCACAAACACCGAUGCACAUGUGAUCGGUGGCUCGGAAGAUGGUUUUGUUUAUUCCUGGGAUCUGGUUGAUGCAUCUGUAACAUCCAGUUUCAAAGCUCAUUCUUCUGUGGUAAUUUUAUCAAACAUUUGAACAUGUGUUACUGUCCCUCUCUCCCUCAUGUUACUCUACUUACACAAAUGUAAGUAUCAUGCAUGCAGUCCUGCAAUUGGGUCAGGAAAUGUUUUACCACUGUUGCACCUUGGGGCUGUUAAUGAUCUGAGCUUUAUUUAAACCGUUCAAGCUCGUGCUCGAUUCCGAACCUGACGAGAUGAGCUUAACGAGCUUCGAACUCAAACAUGUGCCAGGUUUUAAGUUGGAACAUUUAUUCAAGCCGAGCUCGAGCAUAGUAGUGCUCGAUACUGUUUGAACUUGAUCCUAUUGAAACACCAGAAAAUUACAGGGACGAAUUAUAUACUUGUAUAUGUUAAAAUUUAAACAUCUUUAGUGUGGUUUUAUAAACAAUGAUUAUUAAAAAAUCGAGUACAUGUUAAAUAAUCAUACUGACUAGCAUAAGCUAAACUUUUACAUCAGGAGCAUAUUUAUCGAGCUUAUCAAACAUAGAACAUCUCUAAAGCUGAACUCGAACCCCAUAUGUAAUGCAUGUUGAGCUUCGAGUUCGAACCGGAACAACACUAUUAGCGAACUGAGCGCAACUCAAGCUUUGGAUGUUCGGGCUCGGCUUGUUACAACCCUACUUCACCUCGACUGUUGUCGAGUAAGAAUGUGUGAUUGUGAUGGUAUAUUGGAGUAUGUAUAGCAUGUAACAAUUUAGAAUUCCAUUUAUACGACUGUAAUGUAGAUUCAUAGUUAUGAUACUCAUGAAAUAAUGGUCACUUGUUCUUUUAAUGCAUUUGCCAACAGUUUUUUGAAGAUUCAUUGCUUACUCUUAUGCUCUGUUUCAACAUUAUUUUUGUGAUAAAUAUUUGCUAGUAGUAUUUAUAAUUAAUGACCCCUUGCCAAUGUUGUUCUUAUGCUCAAUAAUUCAGUGUUUGCUCUGUGUUCCUAAUCUAAUAUUGAAUCAAGUUCCAGUUUUAAAUUUUUCUACUGAUAGUUCCAUUUGCAUAGACUCAUGUUUUAUCAUUUUUCUCUACUAUUAAUUGGAUUGAUGUCCUUGGGUCUUUUUUAUUUAAAUUCAGGUAACCAGUGUAAGUUAUCACCCAAAAGGGACUUGCAUGAUAACUUCAUCUGUGGAUGGGACAAUCCGGGUUUGGAAAACUUGAAAGUAACAAAUCCAAAUGAACCUUACAUCUUCAGAUUAUUCUGUGUUGUGAACGGAAGGGAAUGCCUUCAACACCUUUAAUCUAAGGGAAUUGGAGUUGAAGAAAAGUGAAGAGGUGUUUGGCUGCCUUAAGAAACCCACACCUGUAGACUGGGCAAGCAGAAUAGUAUAACUUCGUUAGCAGCAUCUCAUAUACUUCGUAUUUGAGUUAUUUUACAAAUUUACCAUAUUCAGUAUGUGAUUAGUGCAAAAAUCUGGAGGAUUCCAUUCCCUAAAGCACCAUGGCCCAUGGGUUUGGCUUUCAAUUUUGUCAGUGCAUUUAUAUUGGCUGGAAAAUGACCAAUGCUAUUUUUGACAAUCUGGCUAGCUGACUAUACUGUAGCCUGUAGGGGUUCAGUGGAUGAGUUUAUCUUCUUACUUUUGAAGUAAUUAUGAAAUAAAUAUCUCCAUUCAUUAUGCGUGAGUAUAUAAGUUCACUCGCAUUCCGCUAUCA